This is a messenger RNA of Hymenoscyphus albidus, 980 nucleotides long. The record is from the annotation of a GenBank genome assembly. NCBI's taxonomy places the organism in Eukaryota, Fungi, Ascomycota, Leotiomycetes, Helotiales, Helotiaceae.
AUGGAUCAGAUAUGGGUAAUCGACGAUAAAACAGGAGAGAAGACCCUGAUCUACAGCGCCUUGGAUCCAAAUGGACCUGCCCCGAGUGGAGAGACUCAGGCAGGCCUAGUUGGCACAGUGAGAUGUGUGGUAUGCAACAAAGAUGCGAUUCUACACUGCUCCCUUUGCAAAUGCACAAGUUGGUGCUCCAAGGACUGUCUCGUCGGCAAUAAGGCACUACACGACACCUUCUGCAAAGCCUUUGUCAAGUUUCUCGAAGCCGGUCCAAGACCCACGCCACGUGAAGACCGUUGCUACAAACUUGGUGCGCUUUUGCCAGAGGAUUCUACAGAACCUCGGUAUGUAUGGGUCGAGGUUGAGUUGUUGAAGAUGGAUACAACAGAUGGCAAGAAGAUCGAUGUGCAUACCGUUUAUCCGAUCCUGCCAUUGCUGCCAGAUGGUAUUGACAAGAGAACUCUGAUGCCCGUGGACAAAAUCAGAAUUUGGCGCGACGAGAAGGCCGGUUUCGACUUCGGUAACACACUCUUUCUAUGGUAUAGGGACAACUUCUUGAUGGACGGGUCGGUACAAAACAAGUAUGUCGACAAGUUGCUUGAGGGUUGGAGAAAACGAUACUGGAGAGGACCUUUGUUGGUACUGAGUGGGCUGGUAACCAAAACCGCUAGACAAUUUCAUUUCAUGUUAGACGUCACCCCAAGUGAUGUUCAACGUGCCGGUCAAUACUUUGCGAUAAAUGGACCUUUCGCUGACGAACUUCCUGCUACUCCACUGCGGGAAUUAUUGAAAGAUUGCUGGAGCACUUACGGACUGCGAGGCUCUCCAACUCAAGGACCUGUUAGUAAGUGUCCCUUUGGCUUUACAAAUAUCCGUUUGAAUUCAACCACAAUUUGCUUGUUUGAGACAACGACUGACAAUCACUGGAACUAGCGAAUGGCAGAGUUACUGUAGUCCCACCAGACUUCGAUGUGAAUUCCCUUUGA